Molecule: messenger RNA, 996 nt
Organism: Photinus pyralis (common eastern firefly)
Lineage: Eukaryota; Metazoa; Arthropoda; Insecta; Coleoptera; Lampyridae
Product: replication stress response regulator SDE2
Exons: 3
Coding region: 79-756 (225 amino acids)
Cellular component (GO): nucleus
Source: RefSeq, a predicted model, not a curated record
AUUCCAUGUAAGUGAAUUUGACAGCAUUGUGAUUGUCUAUUGAUAUUUUCCUGUUUUUCUUUUACUCCUCAAGGAAGAAUGUUAGACAUAUUUAUAGGAAAUUGCCGUUUAUGCUGCAUCGAUAAUAAUGCGAAGGGUGCAGUCAUUAAGCAACAAUGUAAAGAGCUUCUGGGUGUCAAUGAAGAUGAGAUCUACCUGAUUUCGCAGGGAAGAUUGGUAUCAAAUACCAGCGUAGUUAGCAAUGGUUCAGUGCACGUAUGCCUUCGAAAUGUGGGUGGCAAAGGUGGGUUUGGUUCGAUGCUACGUGCGAUCGGAGCACAAAUUGAGAAAACUACCAACAGAGAGGCGUGCAGAGAUCUGAGCGGUAGAAGACUUCGCGAUAUAAACGAGGAAAAGCGUUUGAAAACGUGGAUUGCGCAACAAGUCGAUCGUGAACAAGAGGCGGCCGAUAAUAAACAGAAGAAACUAGAGAGGUUAUGCGAACCUCCUAGACACGAAUUUAAGGAUGAAGCCUAUGAGAACGAGCGUUCAGCUUUACCUGAAAAAGUAGAAGAUGCAGUCUUGCAAGGGUUAAAAGUGGCAGAGGGCAAAGAAGGUGUGAAAAGAAAGCAGGCGACUACUUCUAACGUUAAAAAGAAAAAACAAAAACUAUGGUUAGAUGCCGAUGAAGAUUUUGGUUCCACAAGUGGUGAAGAUUCAGAAACUGAUACUCCCAGUUCAACUUCACAAUGUACCAAAACAGAAGUAUCUGCAUAAUAAUGAAAUAUUUUUUAUUUUCAAAUCCCAAUUUAAUAUUUAAGUGCACACAUUUUUAUAAUCAUUAUUGUUUUUUUCUUUCUGUAGUAUAAUUUUGUAAAAUCUGAUAUGCUGCAGCGUUGUAGGAACUGGGAACCUCUCGGUAGGGAUCAACAAACUCAAUGUAUUAAUAAUUAUGUGAAAGUAUAACAUUUAUUUUAUUUAAAAUAUAAAUAAAUCAUUUUCUAAUUAUUUUAAACA